GAAGGGGAGGUGAAGAAAGGGAGUGAAGUAUAGAAAAGUGGGAGGCUGUAUGCAGUGAUAUUUUUGUUGUUUGUCGUGAGAGAAAAUAUCGCGUCGUCGCCAUCAUGUCACGGGGAAGGUUCCGGGAGAAUGAUACGGAGAAGUUCUGUAAGCUAUUUAUUGGCGGCCUUCAUUAUGUUACGGAUGAAGAAAGCCUCAAGAAAUAUUUCAGCCAGUGGGGUGAAGUAAUCGACUGUAUCGUCAUGAGAGACCCUAAUUCUAAGAAAUCUCGCGGCUUCGGAUUUAUCACCUAUAAGACGGCCGAACAGGUUGAUGAAGCCCAGAAACAUCGACCACACUGCAUUGACAGUAAAGAGGUGGAGACAAAACGUGCCAUGCCACGCAAUGAGGUUGAGUCACAACCGACAGUUAAGAAGCUAUUUGUGGGUGGCAUCAAGGAAGAAAUGACAGAAGAGGACCUACGAGAGCUGUUUGGUCCCUUUGGUGAGGUGAAGACGGUCGAUAUGGUCAUUGAUAAGAACACGCAAAAGAAAAAGGGUUUCUGCUUUGUGACGUUUGAAGAUUACGACACAGUAGACAAACUGGUAUUGACCAAGUUCUUUGAGUCAAAGGGUAAAAAAAUUGAAGUGAAGAAAGCUCUGUCCCGUGAGGAAAUGAACAAGGUCCGUAGUGGAGGCGGAUCUGGUAUGGGUAUGGGACCUGGAGGAGCAAUGGGUUAUGGAAUGGGAGGUGGGGACUUACCAAUGCGUGGUGGCGGUGGUGGUGGCAUUCGUGGAGGUCGUGGCGGCAUGCCACUUGGUCGUGGACGCAUGAACAACUGGGGACCCCAGGGAGGUUUCUGUGACGACGGUUAUGGUGGCAGUGACGGUUAUGGUGGCGGUGGCGGGUGGAAUCAGGGCGGAGGUGGGCAGUUUAGUGGUAACGGUUAUGGUGGAGGUUGGGGCAGUGGUGGAGGGGGUGGUGGAAACUUUGGCUCAAACUAUGGCAGUGACUACGGAGGUGGGCCAAUGAAACGGGGCGGCUACUCCCAGCGAGGUGCAGGUCCCUACGGCAACUUCAGCGGUGGCGGAGGAAACAGUGGUGGUGGUGGCUAUAGACGUUGAGUGAGUAUCUCUGCAUCAGGCUUAUCUCUCAAACCCUACUACUACUACUACAAGAUGCUACACAGUAUAAGGCCAGCAUGGCAAUCUUCUACAGUAAAUCUACUUCUACUAUUACUACUAUUACGAUAAAAAUGAUUUCAGUACUACUACUACAAGAUGCUACAGUAAUAAGGCCAGCAUGGCAAGUACCACAGUAAAAUAUCACAAUUAUUACCAUAAAUAUAUGCAUAUGUGUAUGUAUGUAUAUAUGUGCGUGUGUGUAUGUAUGUAUAUAUAUACACACAUACAUACACACACAAUACAGUAAUGCUGCUAUUAUUUCCCAACUGAAUGAAAGAAGACAUUCUAGAUACAGAUAUAAGGUAGUCAGCCCAUUAUCAUUGACUUUCCUACACCCCAAAUAAGUGGCAUUAUAUACAACUUCGCUGCUAGCAUACUUACUAUAAUCUUAAAUUUUAUGCCAUCUCUCCAUCUAUACUUCUACAUCUCACACACACAUAUAUAUAUGUAUGUAUAUAUGCUGUAAUACUACUAUAUUUUGUGUCUUAAUUUUUAUCUACUCUAUGAAGAAACUACGGAACAAUUUACGUAAGGACUCUAAGGCAGCUGGAUGUUAUAAAAAACUACAAACCUUUUCACUAAUACAACUGAACAUCUUUUGAGAAUUCCUUUAAGACUUUCAUUGACUUCAAAAGAAAAGGAGGAAUAUAUUGUUGUAUGUAUAUGUACAUACAUACAUUCAUUUAAAAAAAAAAAAUCUAUAUCUUAUAACAGUAAGAAACGAAAAUGGAAAAUAGAAAUCAGGAAAGAAGAGAGGUAGAGAGAAGAAGAAAAGACAAGUUCUUUAGCAUCUUUUAAGAAAUAAGGAUUUAAAAUGAGAAACGAGAUACAUUGCAACAACACCUCUCUACAUCAGUCUAUGUAUAUUGUAUAUCUAUAUUAUAUAUAUAUAUUUAUAUAUAUAUAUAGAACUCUAUAAAAUUUAAGUGGGAAGAGAAACUUUUGUAUGUAGGUGGAGAGAUAAAGUUACACACUUAAAAAAAAAACCUGUCAGACAUAUUUCCAACAUAAACUGUAUUUAAUUCUAAAUCUACUUCAUUUAACUCCUUUAUUUAGGUAAGGACACAUCUGUUAUUAAUAUCAUUAAUAUUAUAAUUAUUAUCAUCAUCAUUGUUUGACACAAUGUCAAAUGGAGGACAUGCUGGAGUUGUUUCUCCUCAGUUUGCACUCGUCAGUAAGCGUUAUGUCCUUAAACAAAGACAGUCAACUUAACUCGUUUAAGGCAUCAUGCCAAAUUAAGAAAUCAUAAAAAUUAUUAUUUCUUAAAGUAAUUAUGCCCUCAUAAAAAAAUUCUAUUAUUUAUUAUGACUACUACUAUUACAAUUAUUAUUACUAUCCUAAUAGUACAUUUUGUUUCUUUCCAUAAUUCAUGAAAUAUCUACUAGUAAGUUCUGAAUUUCCAUUGUAUAUUUUUACUUUCUUUUAUCCUCUCUAGUUUUCCAUCAUCAGUGAAUAAAAAGUAUUUGUUUGAAACCUUAAGUAGUUCUAAGUUACUCAGUAUUGUUUGUUGAUGUUUUACCCCCAACUUCAUCUCUAUGCCACACCCUUUUCCUCUUUCUACAGAAUACCCAGAUAAAUAGCAAGUGGUUGAAUGAUAGAGCAUUUCUUUGCUUGUGUGUACAAGACACAGGAUUUGAAUCUAUUGUAGCUAUGGAAGAUAUUUAUCUGCAUGCAUGUGUGUAUCUAGACUGGGCAAAUGUAAUUAUGUUUUUGUAUGGGAUAGUUCUGGUGGAUAGAUGUAGAGGUGUUUGUGUGUGACCUGGAUGGAUGUACUGGGAUGUGUGUGAGUGGAUUUGUUCAGGGCAGGUAUGUGUGUGAUAUAUGUAUACUUGUGAGUGUAAUUUAAAAUAUUUAAAAAAAAGUAGCUGGAUGUCAGUAAAGGCUUUACUAAGCUGACUUUGUAGACAAGAAGUCUAACAUGAUAUCUCAAUUGUUUGUCAUGGUGGAUAUGUAUCAUUGCUGCCUUCUGAUUGCCCAAGUGUGUGAAAGUGGUGUAAGCUGCUUUCUUAGUACUCUCUUAAGGGCUUUACUAUUAAAAUAGCCGUCAACCAAUAGAUGCGAGUAAAAUGGCUCCGGCUAAUGAGUGUUUCAAGUUCAUGACAUUAAGUAGAUGAAUGCUAAUAUUGCUUUUGGACAAGGCAACAAUCUGCUGCAGAUGACCUAUCAAUUUUAUUACUGAAACGUUUUAUGCAAGGAUGCAAUGAAGGGCUGCUGUGAGUUUGAUCUUCAAACCUGAACUGCUCAAGGAAUUAUUACAUUAUUUAUAAAGGAUGGAGGAUUAAUUUUUAUUAUUAAUUUUAAACUAUAACUUUCAGUUGUUAGUUGGCCUAUGGUCAAUGGGUUUUUUUGUUGGCUGAGGCUUUAAUGAAUAUUGUGUCUGUUUUCUGUACCACAAGUCUUUAUAUUUAAGGUUACCUGAGGUAAACCUUUGUUAGUGUGAUAGCACAGACUUCCCUUCUUUUCCAUGCUACUUCCAGCUAAGCUACAUACAUACAUACAUACAUACAUACAUACAUACACACACAUAUGCACAACCUGUCUGUACUGUAUAGUUAUACUUGUUGUUUAUAUAAAUAUUUUAUAUAUAAA
Messenger RNA from Octopus sinensis (East Asian common octopus), 3752 nucleotides. Its product is annotated as heterogeneous nuclear ribonucleoprotein A1, A2/B1 homolog. Gene Ontology annotation, molecular function: RNA binding. The transcript is spliced from 2 exons. The record is from RefSeq and is a predicted model, not a curated record. NCBI's taxonomy places the organism in Eukaryota, Metazoa, Mollusca, Cephalopoda, Octopoda, Octopodidae. The coding region runs from base 105 to 1103 and encodes 332 amino acids.